Limulus polyphemus (Atlantic horseshoe crab) is the source of this 3347-nucleotide messenger RNA. RefSeq names its product dynein heavy chain 6, axonemal-like. Bases 139 to 2283 code for a protein of 714 amino acids. NCBI's taxonomy places the organism in Eukaryota, Metazoa, Arthropoda, Merostomata, Xiphosura, Limulidae. The transcript has 18 exons. Gene Ontology annotation, molecular function: minus-end-directed microtubule motor activity; dynein intermediate chain binding; dynein light intermediate chain binding. The record is from RefSeq and is a predicted model, not a curated record. Gene Ontology annotation, biological process: microtubule-based movement. Gene Ontology annotation, cellular component: dynein complex.
GAAGGUGUUCUUAGUAGUGAGGAAUGGGAUUUCUUUUUACGUGGUGGCACAGGCAUAGAGAAAAGUAAUAUUAGAAAAAAACCUCAAGAAGUACCUUGGCUGACAGAUUCUCAGUGGUUUAAUUGUUGUUGUUUGGAAAUGAGUAUUGAUAUAUUCCAAGGCCUUAGCUCUGUUCUAGCAUCUACACAUCUGGCUGUGUGUAUUGGCUCUCUUCAGGUAAAUCUGACUCCUAUUCAGGCUGGAACUGAUCAGAGUGUGGAGUGGAAUAAGAAGCUGAGUGACUUCCAGAAGUUGUUGUUAAUCAAAGUGUGCAGGGAGGAAAAAGUGUUGUUUGCUGUAACUGAGUUCAUCGCUUCUAACCUUGGCCAGCAAUUUGUAGAGAGCCCCACCACUGACCUGCAUACUCUCUACAAAGACAUUAAUGAAGUUACACCUUUGAUUUUUAUUCUCAGUACUGGUUCUGACCCUAUGGGAGCAUUCCUGAGGUUUGCUAAGGAAAUGGAUUUUGUAGAUAGGGUGCAAGCCAUUUCACUAGGGCAAGGACAAGGACCAGUGGCAGAAAAGGUGAUAAAUAUGGCUAGGAAAACUGGAGAUUGGGUUUUCUUGCAGAACUGUCACCUGGCUGCAUCUUGGAUGUUUUACAUGGAAGUAAUUAUCAAACAACUGGCAGAAGGCUCACAGAAGGUUCACAGAAAUUUCCGACUCUUCCUGAGUUCCAUGCCUACAAAAACUUUCCCUGUCUCUGUCCUGCAGAAUAGUGUCAAAGUAACCAAUGAACCUCCAAAGGGAUUAAAGGCAAAUACUCGCAGAGCUUUUAGUGGGCUAUCUCAAGAAUUCUUUGAAGAUCACAUAUUAAGAAAGAACUGGAGGAAGAUGGUGUUUGGCAUUUGUUUUUUUCAUGCUAUCAUUCAAGAAAGAAAGAAUUUUGGCUCAUUGGGUUGGAAUGUCAAGUAUGAGUUCAGUGACAGUGACAGGGAAUGUGCUCUAGAUAAUCUGAGGAUAUUCUGCCAGGAUGGACAUAUACCAUGGGAUGCCUUGGAGUACACCAUAGGAGAGAUUACGUAUGGUGGGCAGGUAACUGACACCUGGGAUCGACGGUGUUUGAGAACAAUUCUUAAAUCUUUUUUUUCACCUCAGACUAUAACACCAGGAUAUACUUUCUCUCCUACUGGUACCUACUUUGCUCCUGAUUAUGAUUCUGUAAGUGAAUACUGUUCAUACAUUAAUGGUUUACCUGUCAUUGAUGAGCCAGAGAUUUUUGGAAUGCAUGAAAAUGCAAACAUCUUAUUUCAGAGUCAAGAGUCCCAGAGAUUGAUUAACACUAUUCUAAGUGUUCAGCCACGAGCUUCAGUGUCACCAGCAGGCAGUUCUGCUGAUGAAAUUGUGUAUGACUUGGCUGAAGUUAUUUUAAGAAAAUUGGUGGAUAGAUUGGAUCCUGAUGACCUGUUGGAAGAUCUGUUAAAGCCUGAUGACAAAGGAAGAGUGAAUUCUCUAACAACUGUUCUGAUUCAAGAAUGUGAUCGAUUCAACAAACUUCUUAAAGUUGUCAAGGGAUCCUUGCAGUCUUUACAGAAGGCGAUUAAAGGGUUUUUAGUGAUGAAUGAAGACCUGGAACAUAUAUAUCAGGCUUUCUUGAAUAACCAGUUCCCUAAGCAGUGGGGUAAAGUUGCAUACCCAUCUCUAAAGUCUUUAGCCAGCUGGGUGAAAGAUCUGGAGUUGAGAAUUGAAUUCAUUCAUGUAUGGAUGACAACAGGCCAGCCAAAGUCUUACUGGCUAUCUGGCUUCUUUUUUCCUCAAGGGUUCUUGACUGGCACCCUUCAAAACCAUGCAAGGAAGUACAAUCUUCCUGUUGAUCAGCUCAGCUUUAGGUUUAAAGUUCUUCCUCACUACUUACAUCAGGAAGAGCUUACUCUGGCACGCUCACAAAGUAAUUCAAAUGUUCUGCCCAAUCAUGAGUUAACUGCACCUGAAGAUGGAGUUCUAAUCCAUGGGCUUUAUCUGGAGGCUGCUCGUUUUGACACUAAAUUUAUGAAGCUUUGUGAUCCACUUCAAGGCCAGAUGAACCCAUCCUUGCCUGUUCUACAGCUGGAACCAGUGAUGAAAUUUGAACCUGAUCCUCAGAAUUACGUUGCUCCACUGUACAAGACUGCUGAAAGAGCUGGUACCCUAUCAACCACGGGGCACUCCACCAAUUUUGUGGUUGCCAUUCACCUGCCGUCGGAUCGUCCUCAAGAGUACUGGAUCCAAAAGGGAGUAGCACUGCUCUGUCAAGUGACAAACUAAAGUAAUAAAAGCUUCAUAUUUUAAAUAAAAUGCUCUUCAAAUUGUGUUAAGUAAGAAAUUAAUUUCGUUGGUCUCACUGGCUUGCUUGUGUUGAAAUAAAACAAAAAAUUAAUAAAUUACUUUGGUUGGCGGUACAUAGGAUUCUAUAGCCAGUGUAUACAUAAAACAUUGUGAAUGACUAAAUAAACGUUAAUUUAAACGUUGCUAAUACUUGAAACUAUAAUUGUGUGUUCAUUGGAAUCAGGUAAAAUUUAAGUGAGAUAUGAGCUGAAAUGUUUUCGUGUGAUUUAUAUCGAAAGAAAUUCUGAGUCUUUAGAAAUGUUAAAAAAACCUGACAAGUUUUAUCGUUAUAAUAUACCAAAUGUAAUAAAAACAUACUAUUUUAAGUUCUUGUUCACAUUCAGCUUGUCUGUCCUAAUACAUUAUGGUUCAUCUCUACUAACUACCAGUGUGUUAUUAUUUCUUUCUGUAUUUUGUUACCUUUAUUUUGGUUGACAAGUAUCACAAGAGGAUAAAAUUUACUUAAUAUUAGGUUUUGUUCUAUUUAUUCACAAUUAUAUUAAUUUUAUUUUUUCUUUAAAAGGUAAUUUGUUUUCUCUGUUCAAAAUUCAGCUAAACCUUAAUUGGUCACUAUGGAGAUAAUGUAAAAAUGAUGAGGUUACAUAUAUAAACACUUUAUGUGGUAGAAUAACAGUAGAAAAAUAUAAGACUAGCAUAUGUUUUACUUGUUGUUAACGUACAUUCAGCAGUGUUCAUUUUAGAUACAAGUAGGUUACAAAUGUAAGUUCUUUUUUUUCUCAAGCAGUAAACUAAUGUUGAUGUCUGUUGUAUAUAGAUACUGUGUACAUUCAAGAUAGCACAGAACACUUUGGAAGGUUUGAUUGGCUGAUGGUAUUGAGUAACUGAGGUUUUAUUGUUUUUAUAUUAAGUUAUAUGAAUUUACAGGAAAAAAAUAUAUUAUUUGUUAUAUUUUCCUUUGUUUGAACAAUUAUACACAGGUGGUUAAGUUAUUAUUAAUAAAUGCGUUUUUUUUUUUACAUUUUUAAAGUAUUUAACAUUUGUUG